UUGUUGUUUUUUUUGUUGCGCUGGUGGAACGACAGGCUGAGGUGAAAAGCCUGACUAUGUCUUUAUGUCAGUGACAUAGAGGUGUUACACUAAUUUGCAUCAAACGAUAAAGUAAACUGCAAGAAAGGUCAAAGGGGUUGGCAGAGUCCCAUUCGGUAGUGCAACUAACGGAAUACAUGUUAGUUAGCCAUCCAGCUACAGUAACGCUGGCUAAUAAGCAGACCAUUAAGUAUUUGUCUGAAGACUAAUAGCUUGUUAACUACGGACCCAUCAACACCAUCAUCGUUUCAAAUAUAUCGCCGUGUCUUCAUUUUAGUACGAUGGGAAACGCUGCUACAGCUAAGAAAGGCAACGAACAAGAGAGCGAGACUUUUGUGAAAGAGUUCUUAGCCAAAGCCAAAGAAGAUUUUUUACGAAAAUGGGAGUGCCCACCACAGAGCACAACUGGACUGGAUGACUUUGACAGGCUGAAGACUCUGGGCACGGGCUCGUUCGGUAGAGUUAUGUUGGUGAAACAUAAAGGAACAGAACAGUUCUUCGCCAUGAAGAUCCUGGACAAACAGAAAGUGGUGAAGCUGAAGCAGAUAGAACACACGCUAAACGAAAAGAGAAUACUGCAGGCGGUGUCCUUCCCCUUUCUCGUGAGACUAGAUUAUUCCUUCAAGGAUAACUCCAACCUCUACAUGGUGAUGGAGUACGUUCCAGGAGGAGAAAUGUUCUCGCAUCUGAGACGCAUCGGGAGGUUCAGUGAACAUCACGCACGAUUUUAUGCAGCUCAGAUAGUACUCACUUUCGAGUACCUCCACUCGCUAGACCUUAUCUACAGAGACCUGAAGCCUGAAAACCUUCUCAUUGAUCACCAAGGGUACAUCCAGGUCACAGACUUUGGCUUUGCCAAAAGAGUAAAAGGCAGGACCUGGACAUUGUGUGGAACUCCUGAGUACCUUGCUCCAGAGAUCAUCCUCAGCAAGGGCUACAACAAAGCUGUGGACUGGUGGGCACUGGGAGUCCUGAUCUACGAGAUGGCCGCCGGGUACCCUCCGUUCUUCGCUGAUCAGCCAAUCCAGAUCUACGAGAAGAUUGUGUCUGGCAAGGUACGAUUCCCCUCCCACUUCAGCUCAGACUUGAAAGACCUGCUGAGGAACCUGCUCCAGGUGGACCUGACGAAGCGCUACGGCAACCUGAAGAAUGGGGUGAAUGACAUCAAGAACCACAAGUGGUUCGCCACAACGGACUGGAUCGCAAUCUACGAGAGGAAGGUGGAAGCUCCCUUCAUACCAAAGUGCAGAGGACCAGGAGACACAAGCAACUUUGACGACUACGAAGAGGAGGAUGUCCGUGUGUCCGACACAGAAAAGUGUGCGAAGGAGUUUUCCGAAUUCUAGCAAGGGGAGGCAGGUGUUCCAUCAGUCUGUUGAGGGUUGGAGCUGAGACAUGACGCGUUCAAAACAAUUGCCUAGUUCCUUCAUUCCACAAGGUUGAAUGAGGUCCUUCUUGCCAUGAUCCUCCUCGCGUGCAGUUAGCACUAAACGUAUACACAGGCACAUUAUGCAGACACCCCUCGUGCUGCGACACAAAAAUACUAGGUAGGCCACGUUUUUGUCUUUUGUUUCCUGUUUUGUUUUUAAAACAUUUGUUGCUUUAAAGAACCCCCCACCCCCCUUCCCUCCAUUUUAAACCAAGGGAUUAUUUGCAAAGCAAGACACAAACCAAUGAAAUGGCCAUUUUACAGUGGCACAAAGAGUUACUGACUAUAGUAGGUGGUAUUACACAUUUUUGUGAUUUUUAAGUUGCUCCUAGUUCUAGUUCUUGCUAGUGACUCUUGCCAGUUCUUGUGUGUUAGGCCUACACGUCAGUGUUUGUUUUAGGUUUAAUUAAACGUUCUUGGCCCAGUCUAUAAUCCUAGACAUUUUGCUGUCCUUAAGAAGUAGACUGUGUCUUUCUGCAUAAUAUAAAUAUACAGUAUCUUUUUACAAAGAAAUGGAUGUCAGAAAAGGAAAAUACUCAUUACAAUACCACAGUCACAUUGGCAUGCAGUCCUUGAUGAGGGGUACAGUAGUAGCAAAGCAAACCUAAUUACAAAGCAAACACCUGUGAUAUGUUUAAUUUAUCAUUUGUAGCAAUGUUUUACUUGUUAGGUCAUGGGGCAUUUUAUUUAAUUUUUUUUAACCUCCGAGUAGGUAUUGUAUUCAAAUUAAGAUGACGUGAGAUUAUAUAUUUUAAGGAACAACAACGCCAAGAGGGGUAGGAAACGUAUGGGCUUUAACUACACUGAACAAAAAUAUAAACGAAACAUGCAACAA
Salvelinus namaycush (lake trout) is the source of this 2303-nucleotide messenger RNA. RefSeq names its product protein kinase, cAMP-dependent, catalytic, beta a (gene prkacba). Bases 321 to 1385 code for a protein of 354 amino acids. The record is from RefSeq and is a predicted model, not a curated record. Gene Ontology annotation, molecular function: cAMP-dependent protein kinase activity; ATP binding. Gene Ontology annotation, biological process: peptidyl-serine phosphorylation. Gene Ontology annotation, cellular component: cAMP-dependent protein kinase complex; nucleus. The transcript has 11 exons. Lineage: Eukaryota; Metazoa; Chordata; Actinopteri; Salmoniformes; Salmonidae.